Molecule: messenger RNA, 894 nt
Organism: Didymosphaeria variabile
Lineage: Eukaryota; Fungi; Ascomycota; Dothideomycetes; Pleosporales; Didymosphaeriaceae
Exons: 2
Coding region: 1-894 (297 amino acids)
Molecular function (GO): oxidoreductase activity, acting on the CH-OH group of donors, NAD or NADP as acceptor
Source: RefSeq, a predicted model, not a curated record
AUGGCGACCAUCAAGCGUGACCAUCACGACAUCUACCCCUUCAUCUCGCCCAGGGGACGGCUCGCAGGAACCGCGAAGGGCAAAAGUCUCCUCGUAACAGGCGGUGGGAAAGGCGUAGGCAAGGCGAUCGCCGAGCAAUUCGCUCUGGCUGGAGCUGUGCAGAUCACCAUAACCGGCCGAGACCAAAAGGCAUUAGAUGCAACUAAGGCGGAGGUCGAAACCCAGAAUCCGGGCGUCUCCGUCAUUGCGGUUGCGGCUGAUGUGACGACCGAAGACGCUGUGUCCGCCAUCUUCGCGGCCCUUCCUGGAGGCCGAGCCCCAGAUAUUCUCAUCAACAAUGCGGGCAUCAACGCGGACUUCCAAAUCGCCGAAUCCGACCCUGCAAAGUGGUGGCGUGAUUUUGAAGUCAACCUCAAGGGAACGUACCUCGUCACUCGUGCGUAUCUGCGACUGCUGGAUGGCAAACCCGGCACCAUCAUCAACGUUUCGACCAGCAUCUCAGACGCCGUCCUACCCAACAUGAGCAGCUACGCUACGUCCAAACAUGCGGUGAACCGGUUUACCGAGUCGGUGCAACUCGAGUACGGAGCUCAGGGAGUCCGAUGCAUGGCUUUCCACCCUGGGGGCAUCGCCAGCACAGGCAUGGGGCAAAGAGCCCCGCUUCAAUUCAGAGGCUCCCUAUUGGACACCCCGGAAUUGGCUGCAGGAACUGCGCUAUACCUUAGCACUCCUGGGGCAAGUUACUUGAACGGUCGACUCGUGUUCGCCGAUUGGAACAUGGAGGAAGUGGAGAAGCUGAAGGAUUCAAUCGUCAAGGACAAUCUGCUCGUAUCUCGCAUAAAUUGGGGUCCACACAUCAGCACCGAGAUCGUGGGUUUGCCACCAAGGUCAUAA